This is a messenger RNA of Symbiodinium natans, 1170 nucleotides long. The record is from the annotation of a GenBank genome assembly. NCBI's taxonomy places the organism in Eukaryota, Dinophyceae, Suessiales, Symbiodiniaceae.
AUGGUGAAGCUUCGACGGCACCUGCUGUUCUCCCUUGCCGUGUCUGGUCUACGAGGACCUGCCAGAGCUCUUCCGUGCGUUGGAUUUGCCACCCUGGUGGCCUAUCGUCUAUUGGUCACGGGCCGCGGCUUUGCCAUGCCAAGGCGUACAGUAUCUGGACCUGAGGAUGAACAGAUCCGGAACCUGACUGCCAGGGCUUUGCGUGAGCGGCUCCGUGCUUUGGGCCUCCCGCGCUCCGGGCCGCGGAAGGCUCUCCGCUUACGCCUGGCCGGCGCAGAGCACCGUGUAGAGGCCUCUUUCUUAUCAAAGAGGAGGCGCCAGCGCGUGUGGUGGGCGAAGGAGCAGCUCCGCUGGAACAUGACAAAUCGAGAUGGGUAUGUGCGACCUCCACCGUCCCUAGGACGAGGUUCGCAAAAUCCUCUUUGCGAGCUUGGUGAGUGCGGUGACGCGGCUUGUGCACUGUACCGUUUCCGCGCUGGCUGUGAAGGGGUUCGGUCAGACUUCAUGAACUUUUGCGCCAAGCAGAUCGAAGAUCAUUUCUGGCAGGUGCAGACACACAAUGAUGAAGGGUUAGUGUAUUGUUCGCUCGGAUGCGGCUGUCUGUACUUCGACUGGGAGCUACUGGAUCAGCUGGUCACUAGAGCAAGGCUUCCCAUUGACCAGGUCUGGCUUGUGGACCCGGCCUUUUGGAGGAAUGAAACCUUCUCCACUGCCGAGCUCAAAGCGCUGAGAGCCUUUGGCCAGUGGUUUGCAGGUGUAUUUGACGUGCACUCCUUCCGCACGGCACGUUCUCUGAAGCGUUGGUGUCGAGCCUUUUCUGGACAGUUUGGUCUGGCACAUGUCGUCAUGGAAUGCGACAGUGUGCAGACCCACACGCUGACCGACGAUGCUGAUUUUUGUCGGUCUGUUCUGCACGACGAGGCUCUGGGCCUCCAGAUCUUCAGCCAGCGCCUGGCAAACCGACGCCCGGGCCCGGGCCGGCGGCGUGGACCAGUGCCCGUAGCCCCGGUGCGUUGUGUACGUCGGAGGAAGGAGGACAGGCUGGAAACGAUGCAGCGGGACCAGUGGACCAGUGGAGCCUGGCUGCCUGACUUCUUGGUCAAUUUCCCGGAAGAUGAGGAGGAUCCGGCGGACUGGAUUGCAGAAGAUCUGCGUCGUCGCUACCGCUGA